AUGGCAGUUGCCUCGCUGGAGAAUGUCCGACCAAUGCAUGGAGUGGACCUGAAACGGCGUUCUUCCGAUGUUGCCCCAGCGGCUCACGUUGUACCGACAAACAUACAGGCGAACCCACCACGAUGCGCGGACGAAACCUGGGAUCUUUACGAAAAUGCCGAUGGUGGAUUUUUCUGCUGUGAGCAGGAUGCAGUCGGGUUUAACAGGACUAAUUAUGGGGUUGGGUGUGCGGGACCGGGGCAUGCUUCGCUUUCACACACGACAACGCUGCCGAUAUUGUCACCUGCUGCGAGCCCACAAUCCAGCAGCUCCUCAAUACCGACCAGCUCCACAAUAACGACCACCUCAGAAUUGAGCAGCUCUGCAACAGCAAGCAGCUCCCCGACAUCGAGCAGCUCCGCGACACCGAGUACCUCUCCAACAUCGAGUAGCGAUUCUGGUCCAAAUACUGGCGCUAUUGCCGGUGGCGUGGUGGGUGGUGUUGCUGGGUUAGCAAUUAUUCUUGCUUUGCUUUGGUAUUUCAUGCGUCGUCGCUCACAGAAGCAAGCGCCUCAUCAGCAGACAGCCCUCACUGAAGCUGCCAUGAGACAACACAACCCCACUGUCCAUUCCUCGUCAAACCCGAGCGAGUUAGACAACGCUCCUGUCAAACCAAGAGAGUUGGAAGGAGCUCCUGUGUCAGAGCUACCUACCAAAGAUAACAAUCCUCCUAUCCACGAGUUGCCGGAUAAUGAAAGCACUAAAUGA
Messenger RNA from Penicillium griseofulvum, 747 nucleotides. Its product is annotated as LPXTG-motif cell wall anchor. The transcript has 3 exons. NCBI's taxonomy places the organism in Eukaryota, Fungi, Ascomycota, Eurotiomycetes, Eurotiales, Aspergillaceae. The record is from RefSeq and is a predicted model, not a curated record. The coding region runs from base 1 to 747 and encodes 248 amino acids.